Sporothrix brasiliensis 5110 is the source of this 2502-nucleotide messenger RNA. RefSeq names its product f-box domain containing protein. The record is from RefSeq and is a predicted model, not a curated record. The transcript has a single exon. Lineage: Eukaryota; Fungi; Ascomycota; Sordariomycetes; Ophiostomatales; Ophiostomataceae. Gene Ontology annotation, molecular function: protein binding. Bases 1 to 2502 code for a protein of 833 amino acids.
AUGGCCAGUCAUCGAGCAGCCCUCGACCGGCUGCCAGAUGACAUUCUGUUUCUCAUUCUCGAGAACCUCGACACGGCCCGGGACCAGGCCAGCUUGAGCGGGACAUGCCACAAGCUCCAUGGCUUCAUGCAGAGCGAGGGCUGGCGGGCCUUCACACGCCGUUGCUUCCCCGGUGUUUUCUCAGCCGAGCUCCAGGGUCAAGCCAACGCCAAUAGCUCCGACGGCACCAAUGCUGUCGGCCACAGGAGCCAGAUUGACGCCAGCAUGCGCGACGGCAGAGAUGGCGAGCCCGGGUGGAGCGCCCUGGCCGAGUCCCUGACAUGGCAAAGCCGGGCUUGGGACCGCCGGGCCUUGGCCUUCCAGGCCCUGAUCCCAAAACAGGACCACAUUCCUCGCCACAAGCGGCCGCGGCCCUACAUGCCGUCCCUGGCUGUCCAUUUCCAGGCGGACCUGGCCGACAGCGGCAAGGCGCUUGGAUUGGGCGUGAAUGGCGAAGAGAUGCUGGUCAUUGGCGCCGGCGAGGACAUUGUCGCCCGUUUCCGCAAACGACCUCCCGUCGAAACCAAAGACGGUGUACCCGUGAACUUGGUCAUGCAUGUUUUGGACGGCCAGGCAGCUGGCUAUCGGCCGGGAUUCGACGACGUGCGAGCCGUGUCUGUGAUUGAGAAUGCCAUGGGCAUGCCGCGUCGACGAGGCAUUCUUGCCGGUCGAGACAACGGUGAUGUCUCAUUGCUGUCUGCGGAGCCGGAUCAGACCUUUGGCCAGCUUCUGGCCAAGUUCGUGCCGAACCACAACACCAAGGUGGACCAGACCCGCAUCUACAGCAUCGACGUGUCGACCAACCCGCGGCAUGUGGCCGCUUUUGGGAGUAGCCUUCAUGGUGGCCUUGCAGCGGUGACAACACCCUCUGACAUCCUGUUUUAUCCCAUCCCUCAGCCAAAGAGCACGUCGGAUUCCUCUGGGGGUCAAGCGGCUGAUUCGCCGGCAACGAUACACUCUGUUUCUGCAUUUCCCUUGGAAGACGUCGGCCUAUAUCCCAAUGGCAACCGCCAACCUUUCAAUGCUCGAUGGAUGGAGGCUGGAGGGACGCUUGCCGUUGCUAUGGGCGCCGGGGCGAACCCACUGCGAUAUCUCACUGCGACGCCGACUGGCCCGGUUGAGCUGACGUCGGCGUACACAAUGCCUGAUCUCAUGGAGCACUACAGCCUGAAGGACACCACCCUAGUGAUCCCGACGUCGCUCACACCAGUGCCGUAUUCAUCCAUCACUGGCGGAAACGGACAUCUCACGCUGAGCGGCUGGCGUGAUGGAACAUGCCGCUUGCAAGACCUGCGCACAGCCAGCCCCUACGACAUGAUAUAUCAAGACAAUGUACUCGGUCCCCAGGAAUCUGCGCAGGCGAUGCUGAUUUGGGGCACCGAUCGCUUCAUCACGGGCAACCAGAACUCGGCAGGCCUCAAGGUCUUUGAUCUGCGCUGGCCGCGCCGAUACUACCACACCGACGCUCUUCCCUGCUCGCAGUCGCUCCCGUUUCCCACACCUCCCGUGCCCACGACCGCAAUUAGAUCGACAAACAUGUCUGGGCUGUCACUCGCCGAUGGACCGGGUACGUCACAUCGAAACACGAGGCCGAUGCCGUAUUUUUUGCCGCCCGAGUUGCGCACUGCCCAGAACUGGCCGCCGCCGGCACCACACGUGCCAUUACACCUACGCCACACGAAGCGUUGUGAUGUGCUGCGUUCGAUUCGUUGCCGCUGGCACACGGCCUCUCGCGACUUGUUUUACCGGUCGAGCGCGUCGCUGUUCUUGCAACGCUCGCUUGAGGCCCACAAUGUCACGGCCACGGGCGUGUUCGCACUCGUACGUGCAUCCUCGUCCGACCUGGCACCGUCCAAUUUCUACGCCGGGCUCAAAAACUGCGUCGUUGAGUCGUAUCUGCACGAGCAGGUUGUCGGCGUCGAGUCGCCUCGCUAUUCGGGUCCACGUGGCGGGCUAUCGGGUCAAAUUCGGACGGCCAUCUGGACGGACGGGGGCGGCGCUCCGUAUUUCGGCUACCGCGAGCCCACGUCGGGUUCGAUAACGACGGCAGUGAAAAGCAGCAUUGGCAAGGGGAAUAAUAACGCCAAUGGCAAAACUGGUGGCAGUGGCGACCGAGCCCUCUACCAGACGUAUGACCUGGAUGUGGCGCUCAUGGAAACGGGCGAUAGCAUGGCCCGUCCCAACAUUGAAAGCGGACCGAUGUGGCUGCCACGCUUCCGCAACCGCAAGUACGAGUUUCAGCGUGUGCCUCGGUUCCUCUUUGACAAGACGACCAAGGAGGACAUGCGCGGGUACGACAAGCGAGGCAUUGAUGCUGCCGCCCGCUUGGACGAGACGACGCGGAUCAAGAAAUGGAGCCAUCGCUUUGGCCGCAAGGAUGUCUCCGAGGACACAGUGUCGUUCCGUGACCGGUACCAGCAUCGCCUGGACUUUGGCCUCCAGGACAUCGUUGAUUUUCAAUAG